Molecule: messenger RNA, 1713 nt
Organism: Aspergillus oryzae RIB40
Lineage: Eukaryota; Fungi; Ascomycota; Eurotiomycetes; Eurotiales; Aspergillaceae
Product: F-box and WD domain protein
Exons: 4
Coding region: 1-1713 (570 amino acids)
Molecular function (GO): protein binding
Source: RefSeq, a predicted model, not a curated record
AUGGCUGGAGAGACUACCGCCGCCAAUUAUUCCCCCGACCUCACCGCCCCCUCAUUACCUGCACCUUACAGACUAGACGAGGGUUACUCGGACGAAACUAGAAGCCAGGUGGACAAGGAACUUGCGGACCUGCCCUCGGAUGAUGUGAUGCCUCUCCCCGAUUGGCUUCUAGCGAAUAGCGAAGAAGAUAGGGCUGAGAUUGCCUACAGUUUAUUACGCACACUACCCACUUCUACCGUGGCCGCGGUUGUCGACCGCCUUGCGCCUGUGUUGCACAUGGAUCCCGUUGUCAAGCUCCCCCCCGAGAUCACCUCCGAGAUCUUCUCCUACCUUGAGCCCAAGACUCUCUUGACAGCUUCAUUGGCAUCUCGUGCCUGGCGGGGCCGUAUAAUUGACUCUGGUCUGUGGCGAGGAAAGUAUAUCGAUGAAGGCUGGCGCGUUGAUAUUGAUGCAAUCCGUUCGUUUGAGGAAAGACAAUCCAAACUUUCGUCCCCGAGUCUUCAGCUCUCUCGCACCACGCCUGGACCCAUGCCAUCAUCAGCUCAGUCGUCCCCAAAAUCCUCUAUUUUGCUGCGGAUGCCCAAUGGUGGUGUCAGAAUUAACUGGCUUCAUCUCUAUAAGCAACGUAGACGACUGGAAGAGAAUUGGAAUAGAGGUCGCCUCACAAAAUUCCAGAUUCCCCACCCUGAGCACUUGGCGGAGUGCCACAAAGAAUGUAUAUAUUCAAUCCAAUUCUGGGGGAAUUGGCUGGUGAGUGGUAGUCGAGAUAGGACUGUCCGAGUUUGGAAUAUAGAUACGCAGAGACUGCGUUAUCGCCCUCUUGUGGGCCACUCCAAAUCGGUGCUCUGUCUCCAAUUCGAUCCCCGACCCUCUGAGGACAUUAUCAUGACUGGGAGCAGCGACAAGAGCGUCAUCAUGUGGCGAUUUUCCACUGGUGAGAAACUCAAAGAGAUUGCACCCGCUCAUCAGGACUCUGUGUUAAACCUCAGAUUUGAUGAGCGUUAUCUUGUCACAUGUUCUAAAGAUAGGUUGAUAAAGGUUUGGAAUCGGCGUGAGCUAAUGCCCGGUGACAAAGAAUAUCCUGUGGUCCAUCAUGGAUCUGGGGUUAUGUUUCCAGCGCACAUCGUUGAUAUAAGCGAGCUUCCUUCCCCUAUUACAGAAACAGAGCUAGCUAAGCGUCAAAUCCGAAGCCUAGCUCCGUACUCUCUUUUAAUGACGAUCGCAGGGCACGGCGCUGCAGUUAAUGCUAUCCAGAUAAGCGAAGAUGAGAUUAUUUCCGCUUCAGGUGACCGGUUAAUCAAGAUCUGGAACAUCCGCAGUGGUAUCUGCAAGAAGACCCUUGUGGGCCACGAGAAAGGUAUCGCAUGCGUCCAGUUUGAUGGCCGGCGUAUCAUUAGCGGAAGUAAUGAUGACUCCGUUCGCAUCUUCGAUCACAGCUCCGGUGCGGAGGUUGCUUGUUUAUCUGGUCACGCCGACUUAGUAAGAACCGUCCAAGCUGGCUUUGGCGACCCACCAGGAGCUGAAGAGGCUAUGAAGAUGGAAGCUCUGGCUGUUGAUAACGAGUUCCGUGAUGCUCGACGCUCUGACGAAGCUGUCCAAUUCGACGCGCGGAAAAUCGUCUGUGCCACCCAGGACCCAAGGAUAGUGGUAUGGGACUUUGCGGACGACGACGAAGAGAUAAAGGAGGCUUCUCAAUUCUUUACAGGGCUUUAA